AGAGCGGCUACGUGAGGUUGCUGGAACAGCUGAACCCUGUACAAAUCGCUGAGCUCCACCGGAGCCGGAUACUGCAGGUGUUGUUCGAGUCCUACCCGCCGCCCACUGUUUUGUGGUUUAAGGACAACCGCACACUGGGCGACUCCAGUGCUGGCGAGAUCAUCCUGUCCACGCGCAAUGUGUCUGAGACCUGGUACGUGUCAGAACUGACACUGGUGCGGGUGAAGGUGGCAGAGGCUGGCUAUUACACCAUGCGGGCCUUCCAUGAGGAUGCUGAACUCCAGGUCUCCUUCAAGCUGCAGGUCAAUGUCCCUGUUCGUGUGCUGGAGCUGAGCGAGAGCCACCCUGCCAAUGGAGAACAGACGGUCCGAUGUCGUGGCAGGGGCAUGCCCCAGCCAAAUGUCACCUGGUCUACCUGCAGAGACCUUAAAAGGUGUCCUCGUGAGCUGCCACCCACUCCAUUGGGGAACAAUUCCAAGGAGGAGAGCCAGCUGGAGACUAAUGUGACGUACUUGGUGGAGGAGCAGGAAUAUGAGGUGGUGAGCACGCUGCAUCUGCGCCAUGUGGAUCAGCCACUGUCGGUGCGCUGCACGGUGCACAGCACACUGGGCCAGGACGUGCAGGAGGUCACUGUGGUGCCGCAUGCUCUCCCCUUCAAGGUGGUGGUGAUCUCAGCCAUCCUGGCCCUAGUGGUUCUCACAAUCAUCUCUCUCAUCAUCCUUAUCAUGCUUUGGCAGAAGAAGCCGCGCUAUGAGAUCCGAUGGAAGGUGAUUGAGUCUGUGAGCUCCGAUGGCCAUGAGUACAUCUAUGUAGACCCCAUGCAGCUGCCCUACGACUCCACCUGGGAGCUGCCGAGGGACCAGCUUGUGCUGGGACGCACCCUUGGCUCCGGGGCCUUCGGGCAGGUGGUGGAGGCCACAGCUCAUGGUUUGAGCCAUUCACAGGCCACCAUGAAAGUGGCUGUGAAGAUGCUGAAAUCUACGGCCCGCAGCAGUGAGAAGCAAGCCCUCAUGUCAGAGCUGAAAAUCAUGAGUCACCUCGGACCCCACCUGAACGUGGUCAACCUGCUGGGGGCCUGCACCAAAGGAGGACCCAUCUACAUCAUCACUGAGUACUGCCGCUAUGGCGACCUGGUGGACUACCUGCACCGCAACAAGCACACCUUCCUGCAUCAUCACUCUGACAAGCGCCGCCCGACCAGCACCGAGCUCUACAGCAACGCACUGCCCAUGGGGCUCCCUCUGCCCAGCCCUGUGUCCCUGUCUGGGGAGAGUGACGGUGGCUACAUGGACAUGAGUAAGGAUGAGUCAGUGGACUAUGUGCCCAUGCUGGACAUGAAAGGAGACGUCAAAUAUGCAGACAUCGAGUCCUCCAACUACAUGGCUCCUUACGAUAACUACGUCCCCUCUGCCCCUGAGAGGACCUAUCGGGCAACUUUGAUCAAUGAGUCCCCUGUGCUCAGCUACACGGACCUCGUGGGCUUCAGCUACCAAGUGGCCAAUGGCAUGGAGUUCCUGGCCUCCAAGAAUUGCGUCCACCGAGACCUGGCAGCCAGGAACGUGCUCAUCUGCGAGGGCAAGCUGGUCAAGAUCUGUGACUUUGGCCUGGCUCGAGACAUCGUGCGGGACUCCAACUACAUCUCCAAAGGCAGCACCUUCCUGCCUCUGAAGUGGAUGGCCCCAGAGAGCAUCUUCAACAGCCUCUACACCACCCUGAGUGACGUGUGGUCCUUUGGGAUCCUACUCUGGGAGAUCUUCACACUGGGUGGCACCCCUUACCCAGAGCUGCCCAUGAAUGAGCAGUUCUACAACGCCAUCAAGCGUGGUUACCGCAUGGCCCAGCCUGCACACGCCUCUGACGAGAUCUACGAGAUCAUGCAGAAGUGCUGGGAAGAGAAGUUUGAGAUUCGGCCCCCCUUCUCCCAGCUGGUGCUGCUUCUCGAGAGACUGCUGGGUGAAGGUUACAAAAAGAAGUAUCAGCAGGUGGAUGAGGAGUUCCUGAGAAGUGACCAUCCAGCCAUCCUUCGGUCCCAAGCCCGCUUUCCCGGGUUCCACGGCCUCCGAUCUCCCCUGGACACCAGCUCUGUCCUCUACACUAUUGUGCAACCCAAUGAGGGUGACAACGACUAUAUCAUCCCCUUGCCUGACCCCAAACCCGAGGUUGCUGAUGAAGGUCCACUGGAGGGUUCCCCCAGCCUUGCCAGCUCCACCCUGAAUGAAGUCAACACCUCCUCAACUAUCUCCUGUGACAGUCCCCUGGAUCCCCAAGAUGAACCAGAGCAAGAACCCCAGGCUGAGCCCCAGGUGGAGCCUGUACUGGAGCUGGAGCAGCCGCUAGAUUCUGGCUGCCCUGGGCUUCGAGCCGAAGUGGAGGACAGCUUUCUGUAGGGGUUAGCCCCACCCUUCCCUGCCCAAAGCCCCCUUCUGCUUCCCAGCACCCAGCCCCUCCUGGCCCGGCCUGACCUCUCCUCACCAGCCACACUGCCUUCCCUUGAGAAAGGCUUCUGCCCCUGACAUGCGGUACCCCAAACCUUGGGGCCAGCUUAGGAGGCAGAGAACUACAGGGUCCAAGGCCAGCCUCUGCCUGAGGGGAGGCCAUGUGACUCUGAGCCACAGUGCCACCCCCAGAGGACUCAGUUUCCCCUACAUUUGUAGGAUGAGAAGUUGGGCUUGGUAACCCACAAUCUGGGAUUCUGCCUGGCUGGCAGGUGGGGAAGGAAGAAUUCCUGGGGCGAUCCUUGUGAGAAUGAGGUGGUAAGUUAAUGUCUUUCCAGUCAGCCUGCUGCCCCUCAAAGAGCUGCAGCUAUAUCCCCACUACUUUGAUUGGCCCAAGAGCUGGGAAGGGACCCUGGUAUCCCUGGCUCCUAGCUGAGCUGGGCUAGCCUUGGACUGUCACUUUGUCCAGAAACUGCCUCCCCCUGGUGCCAGUCUCUGCUUUCGCAGGCCCAAGCUGGUCUGGGGCCAACCAUGCUUAAUUAACCUUGCUAAUUAGUGCUGAGGGCUGAGCCAAGUACAGGACACCCCAGCAUAGGGCACUCCUGGCCAUAGGAAAUGGCUGUGUCUUUCAGGUCCUGUCAUUGCUGGGGCCUUCUCUUCAUCAUCCUCAGUCUUAAUCUGCCCACUGGGCCCUACAUCUGUGACCACUGGGUUUACAUGGCAGCAGGAAGUGUGCACCUAUAGAUGGUCCCGACCUGCAUUAGACCUGCUGCGAGACCUUGAAGGAGUCCUCAUCCUCUCUGGGCCUCAGUUUCCCCCCUUUGAAAAAUAAGCAAGUUGGACUCAUUAACUCUGAGUGCCCUGCCAACACUAAUAUUCUAGAAUAUUGCAGGGGUUGCACACUUACACAGAUGGAGCAAGGCCAAGCCCCCUAAAUCACCUUCUCGGAGCUCAGCUGGGUUAUGGGGAGAUUUCAGACCCACGUCGCACUCUGGGGAUUCAGGAAUGUGUCCCUGCUCAGGCUCCAAACGCAGCUGCCUGGACUUGACUUGGAGUGGCAGCCGGUGUCUUGGAAAGCCCCCAGCAGCUGCCCUAGGGCAUGGGAGGACCCCAAGACCCCUUUCAGCACCACAGUGAACUCUGCAGCUCUCCUGGGCAAGCACAGAGAGGGCAAGUCAGAUCACCUCAUGCAGCCUACCAUGCCAGCACCUGCCUUGGAGGUAUGUGCCACAGAUGCAAUGGACGGUGAGGACAGUCAUGUCCCGUAAAGGACAAGGCUUGGGAUGGGCACCCCAAGGUAGAAGUAUAAGAGGUAGACACUUUGGAGUCAUCAUCUCAACUGCCAAAUGCCCCAUCCCCAAGAUAGCACCCUAUGGGGAUAUGGUUUUGUCACUUCCCAGGUCUGGCAAUGACAUCUAAUUGUCCUUAAAGCAGUGGGGUGUUGGAGUGAGUGAGGCCUGCAGCUGAAACCUUGGGUUGGAAAGAGGAGGAAAGGAAUACAGCUCUUCUUGGCACCCAUCCUCUGCUGGCUGGCACUGCCCUGCCCAGGGACCCUGGCAGGGAGCAAGAAUGGGUUUUUACUACGGUACCAAAGAUAUAAAUCACUAGGUUUACAAGUAUUUUUAGGACUCACAUUAACUCACAUUUAUACAUCAGAAGUGCUAUUUUGUAUGCCGUUAAGUUUUCCUAUCUGUGUACUUUUUUUUAAGGAAAGAUUUUAAUAUUAAACU
Castor canadensis (American beaver) is the source of this 4165-nucleotide messenger RNA. It is a transcript of the gene Pdgfrb, whose product is annotated as platelet derived growth factor receptor beta. Lineage: Eukaryota; Metazoa; Chordata; Mammalia; Rodentia; Castoridae. Gene Ontology annotation, molecular function: ATP binding; platelet-derived growth factor binding; platelet-derived growth factor beta-receptor activity. Gene Ontology annotation, biological process: protein phosphorylation; platelet-derived growth factor receptor signaling pathway; positive regulation of smooth muscle cell migration. Gene Ontology annotation, cellular component: plasma membrane; signaling receptor complex. The record is from RefSeq and is a predicted model, not a curated record.